CACAGAUUCGCUCACGAGGAGCUCUAUACCAAGCAGUCACCGAAUGGGUUUCACAGGUAGGCCAGGCAAGGUUACAUAAUACAUGAGCUACUCCAGAGAGGACACAAAAUCCUCAAUUCUCAUUCCUUUUCCCGAUCCCCAAGGGUUUCACCUCCCCGACAGCGGUGAGGUCUUUAACGCCCUAACCACCACUUCAACUUUACAGGUUAUGAAGGUCCGGGCACCAGACCGGCCGGUGCGGUCAUUCAUUCUGCGACCUAUGCACCUUCUACCAGACAAUGAGUGUUUAAAGGGGAACACUACGUCAACGCCCAAUGUCGUCGAAGCGGCCUGUAAGCUUGGUGUGAAGACAAUCAUCGUUAGCUCCGAGACGACAUAUGAGGUCUGCCUGAGGCAAGGUGAUCUUGAUGUGGCUCCUUUUCCCUGGAUGAAGACCACGACGUCACCCCCAUGGACGCGUACGCCAUUUCGAAGCUGUGUCGCGGGCGAAUUGCUCGAGGAUUUGCAAGAGGGUUUGCCCCAGUCGACAAGUACGUACAUCAACGAUCCUCUCUGUCAAAAGUGCAACGCUUGGUCCUAUAUCGACGCUCGCGACCUUGGUCUGCACUGAAAUUACUCUAAAGAAGGACGAAUGGGAGGCGCCACUAAAUAAUCGAAAGACUAAGCGGACUCCACAGGUAGGCAGAUUUCAAAUACAAUGCUUCUACGACCAAUGAC
Messenger RNA from Lindgomyces ingoldianus, 717 nucleotides. RefSeq lists its product as uncharacterized. The transcript is spliced from 3 exons. The record is from RefSeq and is a predicted model, not a curated record. The coding region runs from base 83 to 610 and encodes 175 amino acids. Lineage: Eukaryota; Fungi; Ascomycota; Dothideomycetes; Pleosporales; Lindgomycetaceae.